Messenger RNA from Lepus europaeus (European hare), 1149 nucleotides. RefSeq names its product olfactory receptor 10AC1-like. Lineage: Eukaryota; Metazoa; Chordata; Mammalia; Lagomorpha; Leporidae. Gene Ontology annotation, cellular component: membrane. Gene Ontology annotation, molecular function: G protein-coupled receptor activity; olfactory receptor activity. Gene Ontology annotation, biological process: G protein-coupled receptor signaling pathway. The transcript has 3 exons. The record is from RefSeq and is a predicted model, not a curated record. Bases 1 to 1149 code for a protein of 382 amino acids.
AUGACGGCCAAGGGCAACUUCAGCGGGGAGGCAGUAGGAUCUGGAGCAAUCGGCCGUCGAGACCUGUGGCUGGCCGUGGCUCCAGAGCCACAAGCCCAGGUCGGCGACACAAGAGGCACAAAUCGGGUCCGGUCGUCGCUGCAGCACGGAGUCAGCCCCCUCCUCUUCCCCCUCCUGGCUGUGGGCCGGGAACCAGGAUGCCAGGCUCAGGAGUUCGUCAUCCUGGGCUUCUCGGGGUGGCCCCCGGGGCUCCGAGUGCUGCUCUUCGCGCUCCUCCUGCCGCUCUACCUGGCCACCCUGGCGGGGAACCUGCUCAUCCUGGGCCUGGCCCUGGCCGAGCCCGCCCUGCACACGCCCAUGUACUUCUUCCUGGGCGCACUGUCGGCCGUGGAGGUGGCCUACACGCUGGUGCUGACUCCGCGCAUGCUGGCCGGCUUCCUCCUGCCCCCGGGGGGCCAGGCCGUGGCCCCCGCCACCUGUGCUGCUCAGAUGGGCCUCUUCGUGGCUCUGGGGGGCUCCGAGUGCCUGCUGCUGGCGGCCAUGGCUUUGGACCGCUACCUGGCCAUCUGCCGCCCCCUCUACUACCCUCAGCUCAUGACCACAGGGCUCUGCUGGGGCCUUCUGGCCUCGUGCUGUGCAGGUGGCUCCGUCCUGGCCCUGGGCCUCACCACGACCAUAUUCCAGCUGCCCUUCUGCCGUGGCGGGCUCGUGAACCACGUCUUCUGUGACCUCCCGGCGGUGCUGGUGCUGGCCUGUGGGAACCGGGACCUGCAGGAGCGGGCGCUCUUGGCGGCCUGCCUGCUGCUGCUGGUGCUGCCCCUGGUCCUGAUCCUGCUCUCCUACACCCGGGUGCUACUGGUCAUCUUGGGCGUGGGGGGGGCUGCGGGCCGCUGCAAGGCCUUCGGCACGGUGGCGUCCCAUCUCACGGUGGCCGUGCUGCACUACGGCUGUGCCACGGCCAUGUACGCCAGACCCCUGAGCAGCCGCUCCCUGGACGAGGACAAGCUGGUCUCGCUCAUCUACGUCAACCUCACACCGCUGCUGUACCCUGCCAUCUACACGCUGCGCAACCGGGACAUGCAAGGUGCUCUGCAACGGGUGGUGGGCGCCAGGGGGCCGGUGGCGGACCCCCAGGCUGACGUCACCUGA